AUGAAUUUCUCCACAGUUUUUCAAGCAAUAAUCGCGGUUUUAGGUUUAACUACAGUCACAGCUUUAGCAGAAUUUGAUUUCGACGUAGGCUAUGAAGAGUUUGUCCGUACCAAUCCUGAUACGAUUUUCUUAGAGAGUGAUAUUGGCCUGCACGUUGGAUAUACCGAGGGUGGCGAACGACAGAUAGCAACGAUACCACACAAUUCCACGCUAGGGACUUCACUACGUGAGUAUAGUGGCUGUGGUGGUAAUGGUACAGAAACCUCCAUCGCUACCCCCGCACCUACAAUGAGUGAGGUACCUAUCGCUACCUUCGUGAAACGUAGAAAAAGUGUACCUAUCUUGCUACCGCAGGUAUGUAUGUGA
Molecule: messenger RNA, 366 nt
Organism: Saccharomyces cerevisiae S288C
Lineage: Eukaryota; Fungi; Ascomycota; Saccharomycetes; Saccharomycetales; Saccharomycetaceae
Gene: YIL059C
Exons: 1
Coding region: 1-366 (121 amino acids)
Source: RefSeq, marked reviewed